GGGAGCAUCACAGGCUGCAGCCAGAUGCCACCUGGAGCUGGUCAGCAGCAGGGUGUUCUUCCUGCACCAUGAGUCUUUCCACUGACAUUGAAGGAGUGUUCAGCUGCUGUGCUCACCAGCAUUUUAGGGCCAAACUCUCUGCAUAUAUUGGCAGAAGAAAAAAGUCCUGCAUCUCCUAGCAUUACCCAGCCAGCAUGGCUGUAGGACUCCCUUCCCCAUUUAAAUUUGUCCAGGAGGAUGCCCUUCCAGCAUCAUCCCGAUUCUUUAAACAUCUGUGUCCUGCCCUUCUGAAGCAAAAGCAUGACUCAGGCAGUUUGCAACCUUUAAGAAUCAUGUUUUUCUAGAACCAGAGCAUUUAACAAUGCACCAAGGAGGCCGGGUCAGCAGUAUUAUCUGCCACAUCCUGCCAUGUUCUGCCAGAAUAAAACGGCCCACAACAACAUGCCGCGAGUCAGACAAGGUGUUCCCUAACUGGACUUUAGCUACUGAGAUUCUGAGGAGGCCCUUUCUCUUCCUCCAAAGCAUGGCUCCACCCCACUGAGGCACAGAGGGGGGCCUCUCCUCCCAUUCUUUGGGAGUGGGCAAGAUGAUAAAGAAGGAGCCAGUCACUACAGUGUCUUGGCUGAAGCCAUUUAAGGUGUUCCAGUCAUCCCCAGCGCUUUGAAGGGUGCAGUGGAGUUACCAGCACUACUGUUGCUGGAUUGGUGCGGCGUGUCGGCUGUGUUCUGGGCCAAACAAAACAUUUUAUGAACCGAAGACUUCAAAAUUAGCCUCACUUGGAGCACUUGCAGCGAUCCGGAGUGGCUGUCGCUGAGACGUGCUAUCAUGGCCAAAGACUAUUUUCACACUGUAUGAGAAAUUGGAUCUCUUGAAUGGUUUAUAAGGCUGGGCCAGCACCACAUUCCAUGUAGCCACUUAGAUAUGGCGCACUGUCUGUAUGAUGCCUCUCUGCAAUGCUGCUUAAUCGUCUGUUUGCAGCAGCUGCUGAGACGGGGACCUGGCUGUGAUGCUGCACCAAACUGGGAUCAAGUAUGCAGUUGAAGCUACUGGCUUGAGUGAGGGAAGGCAUUUCCCUGGUAUCUAACAGCCGAUUCCUGAACCCAGGCUGGGUAACAUCUUGUCUGGAUCCCUCCUCCACCUGCAGCCACACAGCAAAGGUGCCAUCCAUGUCUGUCCAUUGUGGUCAAGCCUCAGCUAGAGUCACGUGGUCACGCUUCCUUCCACUGGAUAAGCAAGGGUGCUGCUUGCUAUAAAACAGGCUCCCAUUAUGCUGCGUGUGUCUCUGAAGAUGCUCAUCUCCUUGCUGCUCUUUCUCACAGAAAUCAGCUCCCUGAAGAUCUCUCCCAGUGACCGUGAAGUUAUCCUCAAUCUCUACAGCGAUUUUUCCCUGACUUGUUCAGGGCAGAACGAGGUUUUAUGGAGAAAGGACAGCAAAACCACAUUAGAUGCUGUGCAAGAGAAGAGUGGUAGCACUUUUGUUAGCACGCUCACACUCAGAAAUGUGACUGGCUCCUUCACGGGCGAAUACUCCUGUUCCACCGAUCAACCCCCAGAGGAAAAAUCCAUCUACAUUUUUGUACCAGAUCACUCAAUGCCAUUCCUACCAAGCAAUGUGGAAGACCUAUUUAUUUUCAGCACAGGCUACAGUGAGGACAUUAUCCCAUGCCGUGUGACCAACCCGAACACUACAGUGGCCCUUUAUGAAAAGAGGUUUAAUGACCCAGUCCCCGGCACUUAUUAUGCACAGCUAGGCUUUAAGGGAUACUUUGAUGACAUGGCCUACAUCUGCAGGGCAACGCUGAAUGAGCAGGAAUUUGACUCUGAACCAUACUACGUCUACAGCAUCCAAGUUCCUUCCUCUCCCACCAACAUAAUCAACAUUUCUAUCAGUGCAGUUCAAACUGUUGUGAAGCAAGGUGAAAACAUAACUGUGACAUGUACAGUGAGAGGCUUUGAAUUGAUCAGUUACACCUGGAGUUAUCCUGGAGAGAAGGUAGGCAAGAAGGUCCAGCCCCUGACUCAGGAUGCACCAGGUGUCCACCACUAUACGAAUUCCACCCUAACCAUCCACAAUGCAAAGCUGGAAGAUGAAGGGGUGUACACCUGUGAGGCCACUGACACCUAUUUUGGGCAAAAAGAUACACAACACAUCUUCAUUAAAGUGAUUGACCAUGGCUAUGUGAACUUCCACACUCUCCUGAAUGACACCAUGUUUGCUGAGCUGCACAAAAGCCAUACCUUCCAUGUGCAGAUUGAGGCAUACCCAAGCCCAACCAUCAUUUGGCUUCAGGAUGGUCAGCCCCUGACUUCAGAGAGCAGCAGUGAAUUUGCCAUCAGCAGCAAAAAUAUCUCAGAAACCAGGUAUCAAACUACUUUAACCCUUGUAAGGGUGAAACAGAGUGAAGGAGGCUUAUACACUGUACGGGCAUUCCAUGAAGAUGAUUCAAAGGAGCUCUCCUUUUAUCUGCAGAUUAAUGUCCAAGCGAGGGUGUCCAUUCUGAGAGAAGACAGCAACAGCAGCAGUGGCGAGCACACCGUGACAUGUGUCACUGAAGGGAUGCCCCAGCCAGACGUGACCUGGUAUACCUGCAAUGAUGCGAAACGGUGUGACAAGGAAGUCACCAGGCUCCUGGGGAAUACCUCUGAAGAGAUUAAUUUGCAAGUGAAUGCCACAUAUCAUGAUGACCAGAAGAUGUACAUUGUGACAAGCAAGCUGCAGCUCCACAAACUGAAUGACCCCGUCUUCCUCAGCUGUGUCACCCAAAAUCUCCUGGGGACAGAUUCUCAGAGCAUCACCCUGGUCCCACAGAAUUUGCCCUUUAAAGUGAUCAUAAUCUCAGUGAUCUUGGCCCUGCUGGUGCUCAUGUGUCUUUUCCUGGUGAUCCUCUUUGUGCUGUGGCGAAAGAAACCUCGCUACGAAAUCCGCUGGAAGGUGAUUGAGUCAGUUAGCUCUGAUGGACAUGAAUAUAUCUAUGUGGACCCCAUGCAGCUUCCUUAUGACUCCAGCUGGGAAGUUCCCAGGGACAAGCUGGUGCUAGGACGCACGCUGGGCUCUGGAGCUUUUGGGCGUGUGGUGGAAGCAAUAGCCCACAGCCUGAGCCACUCGCAGUCCGCCAUGAGGGUUGCUGUGAAAAUGCUCAAGUCUACUGCCCGAAGCAGUGAGAAGCAGGCGUUGAUGUCAGAACUGAAGAUCAUGAGUCACCUGGGGCCUCAUCUGAACAUUGUCAACCUGCUUGGAGCCUGCACCAAAGCAGGGCCGAUCUACAUCAUAACGGAAUACUGUCGGUAUGGAGACUUGGUGGACUAUUUACACAGGAACAAGCACACUUUCCUGCAGAGCUGGAGUGAGAAAGCCAAACAGGAAGCUGAGGUGUAUGGGAAUGCCCCCAGCGUGGACCAGAUGCAAAGCCAUACUUCCUUGUCUGUAGAAAGCGAUGGGGGCUACAUGGAUAUGAGUAAGGAUGAGUCAUUGGAUUAUAUGCCCAUGUCAGACAGGAAGGGGGAAAUCAAGUAUGUGGACAUUGACCCCUCCAAUUAUGGCACUCCCUACGAGCUGGACAGCUAUUCCCCCUCAGCUUCCGAAAAGGUGACACUGAUAAAUGAGUCUCCCCUCCUCAGCUACGCAGACCUUGUUGGAGUUAGUUUCCAAGUGGCCAAUGGAAUGGCGUUCUUAGCUUCCAAAAAUUGUGUGCAUCGAGACCUGGCUGCAAGAAACGUGCUGAUCUGUGAGGGGAAGCUGGUAAAGAUCUGUGACUUUGGCCUAGCCAGAGACAUCAUGCGGGAUUCAAAUUACAUCUCCAAAGGCAAUACCUUCUUGCCUUUGAAAUGGAUGGCACCCGAGAGUAUCUUCAACAACCUCUACACCACCUUGAGCGAUGUGUGGUCUUUUGGGAUCCUUCUUUGGGAAAUAUUCACUCUGGGUGGGACUCCAUAUCCUGAACUGCCUAUGAACGAACAAUUCUAUAAUGCCAUUAAGCGCGGAUAUCGGAUGUCCAAGCCUACCCAUGCAUCGAAUGAGAUCUAUGAAAUCAUGCAAAAAUGCUGGGAAGAGAAAUUUGAAAUCCGACCUCCUUUCUCUCAGCUGGUUGUACUCAUGGGAAACCUCCUGGAAGACAGUUAUAAGAAGAGGUAUCAACAAGUCAAUGAAGAGUUCUUGAAAAGCGACCACCCUGCUGUUGUCCGCACAAGGCCCAGGAAUGCGGCACUCAACAACUCCACUGCUGAGGACACUGCUCGUUCAAGCCCUGUCCUCUACACAGCUGUGGAGCAGAAUGGACUGGACAAUGAUUAUAUCAUUCCUUUGCCUGACCCUAAACCAGAAGGUAUCAGUGACAACCUUCAAGAAGCACCCAGUAGUCGGGCAAGUUCUACAUUGAAUGAAGCCAACACUUCAUCUACCAUAUCCUGUGACAGCCCGCUAGCUCCUCAACAAGAAGAAGAACAAGAAGCACUAGUGCUAAAGUCAGACUGCUAGGGUUACUAGAGCUGCGUCUGUGGAAGGGGGACAUGCAGGCACGUGUGGUGGUGCUGGGGUUUUCCAAGCAAAACUGGUACAUCCCUUCCCUUCAGCCCUACAAUGCAGUUGCAGCUUGUCCUUCCUUCCUCUUCAGCUCAAAGCAGAACCCAGGAACUGUAACAUGGAAGAAACUUUUCUGGGGCCAAGAGUACCUACCAGUACCUACCAGUAAGACUGCAGAUGAGAUCAACCCAGCUGAAGUCUGUGUCCUGUGGUUGUUUGUGUGACUCCCCAAACUUCUUAAUUGGGGCUAUUUCCAUUCCAUCACCUAAUGCAGGUUCUCCAUCCAUGGUCCUCUCUGCUAACCCAGAAUAUUGUGAGUCUGUGUGCGGCAUGAACUACCUUGUUGCAGGACAGAGAGAAAAGUAUCUAUAAAAGUAGUCUCCAUGGAAAAGCAAGCCUUCCUUGUAUCAAGCAAAGGAUGACCUCCCCAAGGUUUCCCUUGGAGAGCACCUUUACCUGUGCUUCCAUUCCAUUCAUACAAGUUUAUUCUUGGCCGUUCAUUAUCAAAUCAUCCCUUUUAAAAGCUGAUCGGAAAGCAGGGAUGAAGCAUGAAACAAGGUGACAUAUGUAUGCAUGUACAGACUCUUUCAAGAUGCACUAACAGGGAAUUGGUCCGCCCACAGUCUCAGCCAGUUUUCAAACACUGAAUGGAUGCUCCAUUCAGGGUGGUAUUCAGAGCAGCGUUAGAAUGGUGGCCAUCAGAAGAGCAAACCUAGACAUUAGAGCUGGAUUCUGCUCUUCAAGGAUAGGCUGGACAUGCACAUGGUAGGCGUGUCAUGAGUAGAGUCAGCUGGAGCCAGGGGUCCGAUUAGAUGGCCCGGGAGACCCCUUCUGACUCUGUUUCUGUGUUUCCUUUCCUGGGCUUUCCAAUGCUUUUGCUAUGGGGCCAGCAACACAAGAAUGAUGGUACAGUAUUACAUGUAGCACAGAUUAAAGGUACUCAGAGAUAUUGGGCAUUUGUAGUUGUCCAAACAAGACCCAAAGGGACAUCCUAAUGGCCCAGGGGCAUACGGAGCAGCAAACAGAGACUGACAGCUAAGGACUCUACUGUGGCCACAGCAGGGCAUUCCACUGGCACGUGUCUCUGUGAUAUGGACAGAGAGGCAGGGGGUGCUUGUUCAGCCACUCCCCCCUUCCCAGUCUGGCCCUUGCAUGUCACAGGCAACCCCUGCAUUAAAGUCCAAUGCUAUGUGAAACGUGCAACUGCAUUUCAUGUACCUGUGUUGCUAUUAUUUUUUAACAAAUAGAUGUUACAAUGGUAGAUAAAUCAGAAUUUGGACCAUAAGGAGGGGGAUGGCUCUUCCUUUCCCUCAUAGUCCUGCUGAAAACUGCUCCUUCCCCUUGUGCAGUGGAUUUUUCAAUCCCUUUACUGUCCCCAUCCCAUUUUUAAUUAGACAUCUGUGCUACCAGCACCACUUCCCCACUUCCUACAUUGCAUUUACUCUAUUUUGAUCUAUUGUCAGUGUUUGUUUAUAUGUUUAGAUUAAGAAUAGCAAUAAAGGUCGGGAAUCUUUCCAAAAGAACAUAAUAUUAAAAGGAAUAGUGCUAUAAUAGUUUGAAAGGAGGUCCUUCUAUAAAUCACGGCCAGUGCAGGGCUGAUCUUUUUUCACCCAUGCAAUCAGCCUUUGAAAUGACACUGUGACGAGCCAUAGUUUCCCCUCCUAGUCAGCCACUUACUCAGCAUUGUUGCCUAUAGAAAUUACUUACAGGCCUUCACCUUGGGUAUGGGAGAUAGGGCAGAAUAAAACCACCAGAUCAUGCUUUUUGACCAUUUUGCACCAUUACUAUACCAUGUGCAUAAAUCCCAUAAUAUUGACCACGUUAUGGAAGAAUUUUAGCUCCCCUUUCUUUCUGGAGAAUUUCUCUAGGUAAUCUGAACUCCCUCAGUACAUUUUCCUAAGCCGAUUAGAACAUUUUGUUCUGAGGGCUUAACGCUUGGUUAUGGCCAAAAACUAGGGUUAGGUCCUAAUGCGCCCCAGAGUACUUGGUCAGCACGCCGAUCACAGAUUCAGCCCCCGGAUGCAGUCCGGUCCUGGAUAAGGUCUCUGCCAAAAUCCUGGAAAACCUCUGCCAGGUGGAGACAUCAAUACUGGGCUGACAGAUUCGAUAUAAGGCUGGCCUGCUAUUAGACACCUUCCUACAUUUGGUGGCUGAAUUUUGGUGUGACCUGACCACGACCCAGGAUUUUUAAUUACAUAUAGCUCAGUCCCUUUAUCUGUAACAGGGCAGAUGUGCUCCACCGCUCUUGAGCUUCUUUGACAAGGACGAACAACCUGAUUUGCCUUCUGCACCACUGAGCUGCACAGUAGUUCAGUUUCACAUCUCACUGCAGCAAAGGCUUGAUCUUGAUGCAAAACCCCCCAGACUCCUACCCGGGGUCAGUGGAGCAGCUAGGUGACCGCCAAAGCACACUUCAUGCUUCCCAAGGCUAAAGUAGCACAUAGCUAGUGCCUCAUAGUUUCAAAUAUUUGAAGUAGUCCAAGCCUAAACAUUUACAUUCUCCACAGAAGGUCCUUUUUCAGCUGCUUCUGUAGACUCCCCCUCAGUGAAAACCUAAAUGGUGACAGAUCUGUCAUUUGGAAACCAGACAGGAAAUGCAACAGUCACCAGAUGUUCUAAUCAUUCACCCAAAAAAGCUAGGACACUGUGGCUUUUCAAAUGCUGAUGUUCAUCCUGGCUUGGUAGGUGCCACAUUUACAAACAGGAGCACCAUUCUAGCACAACAGCAAGAAAAAAAACAAUCCAGUUCCGUCAAUGAGCAGACAAUGCAAUAAAAAACAUCUGAUAACCCACGAAACACAGAUGAAUUGGGUUUAGCAAAUCUGUCCAUCCUGAGCCCUGGCUGCCACUGACAUAGGACCUAUGGCUUCUAGCUCAUAAAUGUUCAUAGAAAUGGAAGAAACCUGAACAAUGUGGCGAGGGCCCUGACAUUGGCAACAGUGGUAGAAUGUGGGAGAGGUGGAGAUGAUUAAGACUCUGUCUGUGGCCACAAUCUGGCCUAUGAGCUUUCUCCUAAAGGGGACCAUCACUUCUUAUUUCUACGCAUGUCACUGUCAUUUUGGCUUGCCAGGUUUUAUUUUACAUUAAAAAAAAUACUGGCUAGAGGUGAGUCAAAAUCCAUUCCCUGUAUCUUGACUGAAACAUGUUAAACUUUGGAAUGUCCCAUUUUUGCAGGAUUGGUCUCAUCUCUUGAGUAUUGUUUUCUUUUCUAUAGCAUAUUAAUUUACAGCUGUAGCAAUGUUAUCAGCUCAAAUAUAUGCAUCUUCUCCAGCCAGCCACUACUGCUAUGUAGCCAGAAUAUACCAGAGGAAUAUUGCCACAUUAAUUACUGUGUUAUCCUUUGAAAUGCUUAUAAGAUUGAUGUGUAUACGUUUUAGUCUUGACUUUCCUUUUCUGUUUGACUGUGUUGUUUUUAUUAAUUGAGGGAAGUAGAGCAGUGCAGAGUUGUAUUUUCGUGUUGUUGCUGUGUGAUCCAGAGCACCAUGGACUUUGUUUGCAAUACAUGAGCAGCCUUGUCCACUCUUCCAAGGGCCCCCAGGUUCUUCGAAGGGCAGGAAAUUGAAGUGCAAUGAAGUGUUUUAUGGCAGUCAGCCAGUUCUGGCAUUUAAAGCCCCCCUCCCUCCCCACCGAGCAUCACCAGCUCCCUGAAAGGGCCAGGCCAUGCAAGAGCACUCUGCAGUUUAGAAACCAGUGAACUCCAAGCUAGUAUUUAAAUGGAUCCCGAACAGAAGAAGGGAUUGGAGAAUCAAGCUGGUUGCCUUGCAUCAGAAGAGUAUUACAAUCAUGUAUCUGCAAUUGGAGGUCCUUCCUUGGCUCACAUAGUUUACAGAGAAUCAUUCACCUUUUUGCCACUUCUGUGGGCUUUGCAUGGAUCCAAAAUAUAAAUGCAACCAAAAUAAGCAGCACCAUUCCUGAUAUCUUUUCUCACUCAUGUGGUGUUUGAUCAAAAAUGAAUUAAAUCCUAUUCAGUAGUGAAACCAUGUACAUCUACAGGAAAAUUUUCCUGACCUUGAAGUGGUUUCCAGGGAAUGUUAAAGGGAUGCCUGACUUCUAAGAUGUCCCAGAGAGCUGGUGAUCCUAAAUGAGAUGUGGUGGCUGUUGAAUUUCCAUUCAAAGAGCAACUGACUUUUGAGAGUGGCUUCCCGGAGCUGGCAAAUGGACUCCACGGCACUUGGUACAAGUUGGGAAAAUACUGGCAAUAUAGCUGUGCCAUCAUUUCUGUAAUGGCUUGUUCCUGGCAAUUGUUCAAGGGGUUUCUCUACACAAGAUAUGUAUUGUGCAUUUGUGAUCCCUUGUGUAAAAGGCCGUUCUUCCUCCUGGAAAGAAAAUGAAAGAAGUCACCUCAGUAAAUGCUGGGUUAAAUGUCUCAUGUAGAGAAGCCCCUAACUUGUGUGUGGAAAGUGCACCAAGACUAGGCUUUCUUCCUGCAGUGAUUACUCUAGUACUUUGGUUGCCUCCACCAGAAACACCAGCUGGUUAUGGUGUGAAAAACUUGGUGCUCCUUUGCAUGAAGGAGCCUGCAUGGCCUGAAUACUCUAGGAAGGGGCCAGAUGGUUUCCCACUGUGUGAACAGAGUGCUGAACUGGAUUGAUCAAACCCUGCAUGGAUCUUCUUAUGUAUGUUCUAGUACAGCAAGGGGCAACCUAAAGAAGGGUCAGUGGUCUUGCAGUGGUUGACAUGCCUUGACUUUCCAGAACCAUCAUGGUGGAGGGGAAGGAAAAGUGCUGAUCCCAGAUCCCUUCCCCAAAUGCUCAGCAGCCCCUCUGCUGAACAAACUGGGGACUCGAGUUGGAAUGGACUGAUGGAGUUCCACAAUAAAGCCCAUCUCCUGCAAAGUAUCUGCAUACUGGAGCAGGUUUCUGUGUCGCUCAUGCACGCUUGCCUCACCUUGCCCCCAGCAGCUCAGCUUCUCCAUGCCUGUGUGCUGCUGAUGCAGAGAUGUGUGUGCACGUGAGUGGAAUAUGCACUCUGCUGCAGGGCUUGUGGUGGUGCCCCAGCUUGCCCAUUUUUGGAGGAGAUGGAGUGCAGCCCAGACACUGACUCUCCCCUACUUACCUUUCAUCUGCAUGAAAGGGGGCAGCUUAGCAGCAUUUCAGGAGUGGGCAAGAUGCUUUUUGUCUUGUUUUGAAUUGCAAUGCUGAGCAGUCUACGUAGAAGAGCCAUUGAAAUUAAUGGGACUUACCUUCGGGUAAGUAUAAUGUUUUGAUAUAUGUGUGUGUGUGUGAGGGGAUAGAUAUUUCUAUGGGACAAUCUGCUGUUGCACCUGCCCCUUCAAAAUUGACCAGGCUCACUUUCAUAGCUGUGUAAAAACUGAGGGUUGCUGGGAGGAUUGACGGGCAGGGAUGGUGUUAAGCAUGACCUCCCAUGGUACUUUCUGUCCUGCAGAUUCCUCCACCCUAUGAUUCUGGUGUAAGAGGCAUCUAGCCUCCCAGCCUGGGUUUGUUUUGCUUUUUUAAGUGUCUUGGUCAAGCCCAUUGAAUCCUCCUUUAUUGCAGAAAGAACUUGAACCCAGGUCUGCCAAGCUCUAGAUCUUUGCUUUAGCCACAAGAAUGUUCUCCUAUAGCAACUGACAGCGCUCUCUGAAUGGUGAAAAACAAAACCCAUGUCUUCCCUUAUAGUCCUUUUGAAAGCCAUCAUGGUGGGGUGAAAUGCAGAAAAGUGUUUGAACUAAGGUACCAAAGAUGCAACAUUAUUCUAGGUUUACAAAUGUAUCUUAAAACUCUAAUUAAGCCACAUUUAUACCAGUGAGAUAUUAUUUUUAUGCUGUAAACUUGUCAUACGUAUUUUUAAAGAAAGAUUUUUAAAAUUAAAAGAGCUUCUUUUUAAACC
Messenger RNA from Varanus komodoensis (Komodo dragon), 10348 nucleotides. RefSeq names its product platelet derived growth factor receptor beta (gene PDGFRB). Gene Ontology annotation, biological process: angiogenesis; cell chemotaxis; positive regulation of kinase activity. The transcript has 23 exons. Lineage: Eukaryota; Metazoa; Chordata; Lepidosauria; Squamata; Varanidae. The record is from RefSeq and is a predicted model, not a curated record. The coding region runs from base 1268 to 4474 and encodes 1068 amino acids. Gene Ontology annotation, cellular component: signaling receptor complex. Gene Ontology annotation, molecular function: ATP binding; platelet-derived growth factor binding; platelet-derived growth factor beta-receptor activity.